UCUUAACAAUGUUUAGAAACAAGUGGAACGUCGAGUGUGUCGGACGUGUGCAGUGGCACGAGAAAGUUUUCUCCGCGCAGUGAGUUUAGUGAUACCGAGGCGUACAGUGCUAACACAUGGUUCGGCACUCCGGCCACGGGAUGGAGACCACUUUCUAUGACGAGCAGUAUCCCCUCAGCGGCCCAGUGGAAAAUCUGAAACGGACACUGACAUUAGAUCUGGAUUUCGGACGAGGCGGGAAGAGGUCGCGGAGCACCGCGCCCGUCCUCUCCUCGCCUGACCUGCAGCUCCUCAAGCUAGGCUCCCCGGAGCUUGAGAAACUGAUAAUUCAAAACGGCAUGAUAACAACAGCGACGCCAACACCGGGUGGCGCGGUGCUGUUCCCCCCCGCCGCGCCCACCGAGGAGCAGGAGAUGUACGCGCGGCCAUUCGUCGAGGCGCUGGACAAGCUGCAUCACGGCGAGCCGGUGCCUCUCGCGCGUCGAGUCUACGCCGACCUCGACCGGCCCGGCGACCGUUACCCAACGCCUGUCGUCAAAGACGAGCCCCAGACUGUGCCAAGCGCCUCCAGCUCGCCCCCGCUCUCCCCCAUUGACAUGGACAGUCAGGAGAGGAUAAAACUCGAGCGCAAGCGACAGAGGAACCGAGUGGCCGCCUCCAAGUGCCGGCGGCGAAAACUUGAACGUAUCUCAAAGCUGGAAGAGAAGGUGAAGCUGCUGAAGGGCGAGAACGCGGAGCUGGCGCAGAUGGUUGUGAAGCUGAAGGACCACGUGCACCGGCUGAAGCAGCAGGUCCUGGAGCAUGCGAACGGUGGCUGCCACAUCGACGCGCACUUCUGAACGCGCGUGCCGCCGCCGCCGCUCCCCCACAUUCCAUGCUAGUCGCGCCCGCUCGGACGCAGCAUACAAAGCGUUUUGUGAUCUUAAUUUUACUGUGUAAUAUAUAGUUAACUCUAGUUGUUAAGGUGACGUUAAGUUAACGAUGGUGUCAAAGUUUGAGAGUGAGAGGGUGCAAGUGAUGUCGAGGCCCCCGUACAAGGUUCCCUUGUUAUAACAGCGCGGCGCUAGUCGGAACGUACUUAUCGCGAGUAAAUAACUUCUGUCGUAAGUCUUAGUUACAGUUCUCCUUGUAUCAGUAUUGCGUUGGUCUCAUUUAGAAUAAUGUAGAAACUAGAAAGGAUAAUAAUCGUGCAACGUCACUCAUUCGUCUGUAGACAGACUGCGCUGCGCGACGUUGCCACUCCUGCGACCGAUUUCCCGUUGCGGCGAUGUUGCCGUGCCGUCUUUACUGAAAGCGGGUUUUUGUUGUUCGCAAUAUGCAAAUCAAACUCAUUGUUUCCUUAUAAUUUGUAAUUUUUUUUUAAUCUACCAAAAUGACAUGAUAAACAGAUGCAAGUUGUCGUAAACAGUACAGAGCGAGCGCACGCUAUAUGGUGCCGCCGCGAACACGAAAGGGACGGCCGUAGAGUACGGUUGGCAACGGCGCGAGGCAGCAGUCACGAGCGGAUGUUCUGCUAAUUAAAAUUCCGCCUGCGCCGCCCUCGCGGAAUGGUGGCCAUGUGUUCGGCAAUCGGACGUUCCGAAUCACAUUUGUUGCACAAGGUUAAUUUUCCCCCACAAACCCGGCGCCCUCUCGCUUGUCUGAUAAGUUGUGUAUGUUGGAGACUAAAACAUUUGUGUGAAAGACUGACAGAGUGUGAGAUAGACACGUGCCUUGUGCGAGUGAG
Messenger RNA from Papilio machaon (common yellow swallowtail), 1726 nucleotides. It is a transcript of the gene Jra, whose product is annotated as transcription factor jun-D. Bases 117 to 839 code for a protein of 240 amino acids. The record is from RefSeq and is a predicted model, not a curated record. The transcript has a single exon. Gene Ontology annotation, molecular function: DNA-binding transcription factor activity, RNA polymerase II-specific; RNA polymerase II cis-regulatory region sequence-specific DNA binding; transcription factor binding. Gene Ontology annotation, cellular component: transcription regulator complex. Lineage: Eukaryota; Metazoa; Arthropoda; Insecta; Lepidoptera; Papilionidae. Gene Ontology annotation, biological process: regulation of cell cycle; regulation of transcription by RNA polymerase II; regulation of cell population proliferation.